GAUUUUUUGACAACGUUUUACAACGUAUAGGUUCGCUUAUCUCAUAGCGAUAUUAUAAUUCACAGUCAUUGCGCUGUGAUUUCACUUUAUGGAGGAAGCACAAGAUGCAGACAUAGAUGGUAUUGACAGGGAAAGUUUAGUCAAGGAGAUAGAGUUAAUUCGGCAAACGCUUGGGGGCGCAUCGACUCGAGCAGGCACUAAUAGCGAGUUUGCAAGUUAUGAGGUGCGCGACAGCCAGGGGGAUUCUGACGAAGACGAACUAGAAAUUAUCAAAUCACAGGAAUACAUAGAAACUUCUGAAGAAACAUAUCAAUCACAGCUUUUCCCUGUUGAAGUUAUUUCAUCUGAAAGUGAAGAUGAGACUCUCAAAAGUACAACAAAGAGCUACAAGACUGCAAUCACUAUUUCAGAUGAUUCUGACUUAUCUGCAGAUGAAUACACUUGUUAUGAGGUCUCUACAAUAGUACCACUCAAUGAUUCAGUGGACGAAUCUGAACAUUACCUUAGUUCUGUACCUGAGAACUCACAUUCCAUCUCGGAAAAUGUCCAUGCUAGCAGAGCUCAUAAUAUUCCAAGCAUACAAAUAUCGCCAAAUCCUGAACAAUCUAAUCCGUUUCUUGAGGAACAAAAUAGUGGUGACUAUCAUUUGACUGAACUUCAGCCGGCUAAGGAUGGCUGUCAAUCUUCAGGGAUUUUUCAGAGCCGUUUGGCAUCUCUUCAUCAUGAUUAUGGAAAUAGUCAGUCUUCUUUAGUCAGUUCAAAAGAAGCAGAAAAUCUUGAUAAUGUUGGUGAUGGUGCAAAAGAAAUACAUGUUUUAAGUGAUGAGGAAGACUGUGAAGUGUUAAAUGAACAACAACGAUGUUUGAAACUGAAUAGAAAGUAUCAGACAAUUAUUGAAGCACAACUCAGGAAAAUUGAGAAAUUACUUGCAGAAAACAGAGAGAAACAAGUUGGAUUGGAUCGGAUGUCUUCUUCCUCAUCAGCAAAAGCAGAAGAAACCGAACAUAGCCAUAGGAGUCUUUCCUCAUAUGCAAAGCCAUAUUUUAGAACACGCAAAGAGUGUCCUGAGGACAAUAAAUACCAAACUUCGAAAGAGUGUUGGUCACAGGAGGAUAAAAUUUUGCUGUCGGAUGCUACAUCUGAUGUUUUAAAUAGGCUUGAAGUCAUCACUCCGAAAUUAUUAAAAACGAAAGAAGAUCAAAAAGAGAUUGAAGAUCUGAGAAAUGAAAUAGAGCGCCUAAAAGCUCUUUCUAUUGUUGACUUGGUACAAGAUUUCACUGACACUAUUGACUUCUGCGAUAUCUCAAAUAAAGUGCUGCCUUUCCGAACACCACAUCAAUGCCAAGUGUUUUGGUAUAACGAGCUUCACCCUCUCUUAAACAAAGGCAAGUGGGAGAAAGAAGAGGAUAAGUUGUUAUUGCGAUUAGCUGAGGAAAACAGCUGCGGUGGGAACUGGCACAAAAUCGCUACUGAACUUAAGAGUAACAGAUCUGCAGCACAAUGCCUGCAUAGAUAUCAAAGAAGCUUGAAUAAGAACUUCUUAAAAAGCAAGUGGGAGCCAGAAGACGAUAAGAAAUUGGUCGAAGCUGUUAACGCGUGUGGAGUUGGUCCUUGGGAAAAAGUGUCCAGUUUUCUUGAUGGUCGUACUGGUCCUCAAUGCAUGCAUCGCUAUAUUAAAUCUCUUGAUCCUGAGAUCAAGAAGGGAAAGUGGGAAAAAGAGGAGGAUGACUUGCUACGUAAGGGAGUGGAGCUAUAUGGUUUUAACUGGUUCAAGUUUAAAAGUUUGCUACCAAGAAGGACAGAUUCUCAAGUCCGGGAAAGAUGGCAGGAUGUUCUUGAUCCCAAUCUCCGUAAAGGCGCGUUCAGUAAAGAAGAAGACGAGAGAUUAAUUAAAGUUGUUGGAGAACAGAGCGUCGGACUUCGGAAUUGGUCAACAAUUGCAAAACAUAUGCCAGGAAGGACUGACAAUAAAUGUCGAAGGCGGUGGUUUUCUCUGAUGAAAGAAGACCCGAAGACAAAAGAGCACUUCAUUAAACAGAAAAUCAUACGAGCUAAACUUGUAAAUAAUUUCUCUCGACGUCGUUCUGAUAAACCGGAAAUUGGACCAGAAGAUUUUGAUAUGUUUGACUUGUCCGAAACCGAGGAAAUCGAAUCUCUUUCUCAACUUCCGACCAAAGCAGAGGAUGUAACUACUGAUGAAGCGAACACAGAUGCGGCAUUUGAUGAUGUAACUAAUCUUGAUGCAACAUCUGACCACUGCGCUAGCAUUGCUUCUCAAGACGACACCACAAAAAUAAAAAGAAAGGAGAAAGAAGCAAAAGAGAACUCCACUCCUACGUCGCCAAUGAAGAAUAGGGGAAAGAAACGCAAGAAAAUAUCUGGUGGUGCCUAUACAAAUAUUCAGGCAAAAAGUGCAGGUACUUCCAAAACCCCCGAUGUUAUAAGUUCAGAUGAACCAGAAAGCAAGGAACCUGGCAGAACGACCAGAAAGAGACCUCCUACUACGUCUAUGUCUUUAAAAUCAAGGGCAGGGAAAGAAUUUUCACAAUCUCCUAGUAAACCCCGGACAGAACCUCCCAGCAAGAUGACAAACAAAUGUAAACUAACUGCCCCAAAUCCAUCAGUCGUAUUACAGGCGUCGUCCUUGCCAAAUGCAAUACCAAUAUCACAUUUGACACAAUUUUCAGUACUCCUACAGGCAUUUAGUGUUGAUGUAUCUGGAGCGCUCAAGAAUGUUAACGCAAACAAAGGAGAAAAAUCCUCUCAAACGAACUCGGAGUCUCCUAGUGUGACAUCUCUUGGCCAACCUAUUCCAACAACAACAACGAUAACUGAUAACGACAAUGCCGAUAAACAAAUGCUCAACACUAAUACUGAAGUAGAAACAAACAACAACACAGUUACUCUUAGAACAGUUACGCCCAGUCCUGUUGUCAGCGCAACGACACCUUCGUCAACAGCGCAACGUGCUACCUCUAUAACAAAACAAGGUCAAGGAAACGCGAACGGUAGAAAUAAACAAGAAGCAGUUCGUAGUGAUGAGGAAAACAAUGAUGGGGCAAAUACUUCAGGCAGUUCAAAGUCAUCUGCAGCAAACACUCCUUCUUGUAAAGGUACUAAAAAGGGCAAUGAUUCUUUUGACGAAAAUGCCUCUAGGAGAAGACGUAAAAGAACACGAGAUAAUCCUUCCGAUGCAGAAAAACAGAAAAGGUUAAAUUUUGAAUUAGCUGAACAAGUAGAUGGUUUGUCGGGGGUUAGUGACGUUCUCUCUGAUUCACAGCAUGGAUUGAUUUCUACAAGACCUAGAAGAGCAUGCAAGAGAGAGUAUUCGGAGUCCCCUGGUCAAUCGCGAAAGAACAAAAAUACAUCGAAUGAAAGGAGUAGUGGGAGGACGCCUGAAUCUACAGUUGAAAAGAACGAACAAGGACGCCCAGAGGACGUUGAUGGUGAAACUUCACCAAGACAAUCUAAACGGAGCCAGCGAAAAAUGGAUUCCAGUUCAACGCCGGAUGUUACAACCGAAAAUCGUGCAGAACCCAUUCCUAAUGUCGCCAAAACUACUUCAGCUACUGCAAAACCUAUUUCUGCUAUUGUAGAAACUACUCCUGCUGCUAGAGAACCUACUUCUGCCAUCAAACAAACUACGUCCGCUACUUCAGAAUCUACUUCAUCUUUAAACACAAUUACUAAAAAUGUGGUCGUAAGUCCAAGUAGUGUUUCUAGCGUGGGUAUGAAUAGCCCAUAUCUUCAGGUUAGAAGAAUUAUCAUGGAUACUGAUACACAAUCACCUCGAGUACCGGCCAUUCCACCUCUACCCCCUACUGCUGCCACUUUAAAUGCUUUUAAGACACUACUGACAUUGAGAAAAGAUCUGCAAUCGCAGACUAAUCGUCUAGAAGUCACUCAACAUGAUCAAAACCAGCAGACAUCGGAUCAAAAUGCAUCGGCAUCGUCGGACAAAAAUCAUUUAUCGGACCAUUUGUUGCUCGUGUCAGACACGAAACAAACACCGCACGUGCAAGUUCGUAAUUCAGUGCCAUAUCAAAUACUUUUAAAUAGAUUUAAAGGACUUUUUAUGUGGCCUGGAUUUUUGUCGAUCGUCAACCCAACAUUUGUGAAGCCGAGUCAAAGUCAAACACUAAGUGGAACUAAUGCUAGUAAAAGUAAAAGAAGGAAAACAUGGAGCAGACGUCAGACUCGGUAGUUAUAUUUUUGUACAACUUAUUAGUAUAAGUUACAAAACACAGUGUAUGUACAUUGUACAUUCAGUGCUCUGCUAUGCAGUUUCCAAUUUUUUUCUCAUUCUCAGUUAAAACCUAUAUCGUUGCGUGAAUGCGCGUUUCGAUCUUGUGAAGUAAUACUUUCGUUGAUUCAGCUAUAAUGAGUUAUUAAUUAACUUCAUAAAUAUGUUGGAAAGUUUUGGAUUAACCAAAGUUUAUGACUAUCAUUCGA
This is a messenger RNA of Dendronephthya gigantea, 4452 nucleotides long. RefSeq lists its product as uncharacterized. Lineage: Eukaryota; Metazoa; Cnidaria; Anthozoa; Malacalcyonacea; Nephtheidae. The record is from RefSeq and is a predicted model, not a curated record. The transcript has 21 exons. The coding region runs from base 89 to 4204 and encodes 1371 amino acids.